UUAUCAAAGGAGUGCAGUUGAGUUUUGUAACCGAUGCAGUGCUGGUUUAAAGGCGAUUUUCCGCAUUCGUUUUCACAGUACUUAUGUGUUGUUUAAUUAGAAAGUACACUGCAUAUCCAGUGAAAUAAUACCUAAAUAAGAGGUCUAAGUCUUAUGUAAUUAAUGGCAUCGUUUAACAUAACAAAACAUAAAUUGUAUUGAGUAAUUGGUUUCGUGUCUGAACGUGUAAAAUGUAUUCGAAUAUGAGGUGAAUUUUUGUUCGUGAAAAUUUUUUGUGUUGAGACGAAACGGAUACCCGACUCUUAAGGUUAAAGAAAAUAUCAAUAAAAAAAAUCAUUUUCGAUUAGAAAAAUUAUUCCUAGGAUUACAGUGUGCAGUAAAUAAAUAGCAACAAAAAAAAAUUACGAAAAAUUGUUGAAUAUCAUUCAGUAAUCGAGUGUUCGUUGUAAAGUUGUGUGUCCGAUAUUAUAGUGGCUGAAAUUUAGGAGACGUAAAUAUAAUGAAAAUCAUAUAAUAAACCUUAUACAAAAAAAAGCCAAGAUGGCGGUUGAUCAUCAUCAUCACUACUACCAUCAAGACAACGACGACAUACCAUCCAAAAUGAUAUGUCACCGACCAACAAAAUCCUUUUUUGCUGAGUCGCUAAACAAUCGCGGAUACAAAUCGAUUUCGAUAUUUUUAAUUACGCUUAGUCUAAUUCUGUCGUGGCUGCCCAACAGUGAUGCAUUGUCGCUAGACGGUUCACAAACAUCAUUUGCCCAAUUUCGCAAAUGGUACACGGGAUUGAAUGGUUCGCUAGAGUUUGAAUUUAAAACCGACCAACCAAAUGGCUUAGUGUUGUAUACGGACGAUGGGGGUACGUUUGACUUUUUCGAAAUUAAGUUGGUCGAAGGUGCCGUUCGAUUAAGAUAUAAUUUAGGGGGUGGUGCAAAUAUCAUUACGGUCGGAAGGGACUUACAUGACGGACACUGGCAUAAAGUGCAGAUUCAGCGUAACGAUGAGCAUACAACCCUAACAGUGGAUGGGGUAUUGCAAACCCGAACAUCUCGAGGGAAAGAAUUCCAUUUUGGCAAAUUUUCUACAAACUCGGAUGUAUUUAUUGGCGGAAUGCCAAAUUGGUACAAUUCCAAACUAACGUUACUAGCGCUACCAAGUGUGAUAUACGAGCCCCGUUUUCGUGGUUCAAUUAGAAAUUUAGUUUAUUCAGAUCAGCCUAGCGUUCCUCCAAGAAGGCAAGAAAUGCGUCAACCUAGAGACAUGAAGUGUGGGGAUGCUCCAUGCGACAACUCCGAAUUACCCCGAGAAAAAGUUACCAGAGGUCUGCGUAGCAAUAUUACUGAUGCUUGUGAAAGACACGAUCCAUGCCAACAUGGUGGCAUUUGCAUAUCAACAGAUUCCGGUCCAUUGUGUGAAUGCAGAAAUUUGGAAUAUGAGGGCACAUAUUGUGAGAGAGGUAAGUUGGCAGAGUAA
This is a messenger RNA of Bradysia coprophila, 1470 nucleotides long. RefSeq names its product Neurexin 1 (gene Nrx-1). The record is from RefSeq and is a predicted model, not a curated record. Lineage: Eukaryota; Metazoa; Arthropoda; Insecta; Diptera; Sciaridae.